GACCCCCAUUUUUUAUGUUAGAGAGAGAAGUUUCUCCUUCCAAGAAUAAUCGAAUUAGAGCCUCUUCGUUUCUCUCUCGACUGUCAGGGGGAGAGACAGAGUUACUUCCUUGCCACAGAGGUACAGAGAGUAAUUUCCUUUCCACAGAGAACCGAAACACAUAAUUCCCACAUUUUGAUCCCUUUCUGCUGGAAAUUAUAGAGAGGGAGAGCAGCAUUCUUGGGGAAGGAAAAAAGUUGCAGAGCUCUUCCACAUUUGGGUCUCUCUGUUGAAAUACAUAGAGAGAGAAAGUGAAAGAAAGUUGCAGUCUUGGCAUAAAGAACCGAAUCAGAGUAGUUUCACCAUUUGAGGUUCUUUGCUGGAGGAUUCUGGGAGUUCGUUUGGAUCGUCCUUUCUUGGAAAUCUCUAACCCUCUGGUUCUUAGCUCACCCAAACCAAAGAAACCCGAUUACUGAGCCAUCACAAUACAAUUCAGCUUCUGGAUUUCCUCCUCUGCCGAUUUUAGAGAGAGAAAGCACACCCCAUCUGGUAAAUCUCUCACCGCAACAAAAUUUUGGUGUUCUUGAGGAUUGCUCUUCUUUGAAAUUCUGGAGAGGGAAAGCGACAGAGAAAUACAUCGAUCGGGAAAGAGAGAGAAUGGGUGGUGAAGCAGGCAGUAGCAGCGGGGGAAAGAAGGAGUUGAGAUGGAAACUGUUGCCUGAGGAUUACGAUUGUCUGGGCGUGAAAACCGCGGCGGAUGGUAAGUUCGAGACGGUUGUGUAUGAUGAAAACUCACCUUCGAAAUUUGCGAUAAAGAGUUUCAAUAGCUAUGGUGAGGCGUGUCGUGCAAAUGGGGUUUGUCGGAAGAACCAUCCCAUUGCCUUAAUUCGUGCGUUGAACAAGAGGAUGAUCUGGCGUAUGGAAGAAGUGGGAGAGGAUGAGAGAGAAAGUGGAGGAGAGAGAGAGCUUGGAGAGAAGGGGAAAGGGGUGAAGAAGAAGAAAGGCCUGUUUCAGAAGAUCAAAGAUGGCUUCAAGAAGAUGUUGGUUUUCAUGUCUAAAAAGAAGGAGGAUUGAGGAAAGAGAAAAAAGACAGAGAAAUAUAGAAGUUCUGUAGAAGAGAAAUUAUAUGCCCACAACCAUGGUUGUCUGAGAUUUAGCU
This is a messenger RNA of Amborella trichopoda, 1138 nucleotides long. NCBI's taxonomy places the organism in Eukaryota, Viridiplantae, Streptophyta, Magnoliopsida, Amborellales, Amborellaceae. The record is from RefSeq and is a predicted model, not a curated record.